AUGGAUGUGGCAAUGAGUGAGCCCGCGCAGUUGGCAGAGACUGCCGAUGCCGUUGCUGAGAUCUUGACGGCACUUGCAGUAGAGCCCGACAUGGGCGGCCUCUCAGACCAGUUUCAAUGGUGGAGCGACCUCGUGGACGGCAGCGACGAGGACGAGGAUGAAGACGAUGACGACGAUGACGACGAUGACGACGAAGACCACAAUGACCACAAUGACCACAAUGACCACGAAGAAGACUGCGAAGAGCCCAGCCAUGGUCAACCUGAAGCGCCGCCCAGUGAUUUGUCACGGCAGCAGCAGGGCACGGCUCCAUCGGGCGCCACUGCUCUCACCUCGUCAUCGCUGUCUUCUUCGACCACAAACACCAGCGACACAUCCACUACUUCAACGGCUGCAGCAACGAUGACCGCAGCCCCACCGACCAUUGUGGUGGACGAUGCUACGGGUGCAUCUUCAACCAAAGGCAUUCUUAAGGCGGAGACAGCUGCGCCUGCCACAUCCACGGCCGCCCCAUCCGCCAAGGACCAACUGCAAACCAUCCAGUACCCAACGUCCGGCUCCAACUUCUCGCGGUGGCGCCGCCGUGCCAUGAGCCGCCGCGCCAAGAACUUCCAGUCGUCCUUGCGCCUCAGCAUCCGCAAGCGGUCCCAGCGCAAGCGCGCACCAGGGUCCCAGCAGCCCGACGAGAACACAGAGCCGAACAAAGAGAACUACGUUGACGGGAUUGCAGAGGUGCUCACGGUGCUUGCUGAGCGCGGCAAGGAAGGCGAUGCCGGCAAUGGUGACGCGCCGCUUCCCGAGACGAAAGAACAAGAAGAAGAAGAAGAAGAAGAAGAAGAAGAAGGAGAGGUGGUGGAAGGCUCGCCGCUGCAGCGUGGCCGAAGCGGAAAUUCACUGGCGAAACCCGCACAUCUCGCAGCGAAGAACAAGACGACCAGCAACAGCAGUGAUGGGGAUGGCAAGGACGACAGCACACCCUCGUUUGCACGGCACGUGCGCGAGAGCAUGCGACGACGCAUGUCGAGUUUCAGCCGGCACUCGCCCAUCCGUGAUAGCCGCAGCCCCACGAUGCGGCGGCGGGCAGUGGCUGCACGCAGCAAGUACAAGUCGCCAUCAGCGCGCAGCAGCGGCGGCACACGCAGGGGUGACGCAGUGCCAACAUCAGCCUCUGUGGAGGGGCGCGUUGGCGGUGAUCACGGUCAUCCUGGCGAUGGUGAUGAUGAUGGCAAGGGCGACUGGAAGCAGAGGUCACGCAGUAGCGCUGUUGUCAGCAUCCGUCGCAAAGACGAGGACCAGCAGGAUCGGCGCACGGCCCUGAGUGCAACAGCGAGUGCGAUGAAUGUGACGCAGGGCAGCAGCGGGGACGUGUCGAGCCACGGAACACACCAGGAGGCGGUGAUGCUGAAGCGUGCUGUCCGCGGUCUCUCUCGCUCACGUCUUAGCGCAUCUGUGCGCCGUGGCCACAUCUCACACAAGUCUGCAAAGCUCUCCGCAAAGUUUGUUGCGGACGAGCUGGAGAAGCUUGUUGCUGCCAUCAAGCGCAUUGGGCGAUUGGACAAGCCGACCGGCCAGUACAACGUCACCUUCGGCGUUCUCUUCGAAAAGACAGAGGACGUCUUUGCGGCGUCUGACGUGGACGGUAUUCUGCUGACGGCGCGGAGUGUGGGGCUGAUCACCUAUCUUGGCGGUCUGCUCUUUCCCGGUCGCGAUGACCUCGUCCUCAUCACGCUUGUCUCAGACCAGGUCCCCCAGGACGAAAACGCAUAUACACUCGGGCAAAUUCGAAAUGUGUCCAUGCGACGCAGCCGCCGACGAAGCACCAAGGGCAAGCGAGAGGACACCACUGGCGGCGGCGGCGGCGGUGGUGGUGGUGGUGCGAUUCCGUUUGGGGAGCAGCGGCUGGGCGCAUCUGUGCGCAGGGGCGAGCUCUCUGCCAACAGCGCAACCGCAGCCAUCAAGUGGGUCGACACGCAGAUUCGCCUGCUUGUGGAGGCCAUCAUCAAGUAUGGGCUACGCAACGACGACGGCAACCUGCAAAUCAACUUUGGCGUGCUCUACGACAAGACCGUCAACACCCUCGAGGCUGCUGAGGUUGGCGCGCUGUUGGACUCUGCACGGGCAAAGGGCGUGGUCUCCUUUGUUGGCGACAACCUCAAAGUGUUUGACGACGAUCUCACCACCAUCACGCUGCUCACCGAACACGUGACAGACUCCACCCAAGACACCUACACGUUUGGGGAGAUUCGCCGCCUGUCCCUGCGCCAGCGCCGCCCUUCCCGCCGCUCCCGCCGGUCCCAGCGCCGCGACUAG
This is a messenger RNA of Salpingoeca rosetta, 2310 nucleotides long. RefSeq lists its product as uncharacterized. Bases 1 to 2310 code for a protein of 769 amino acids. The record is from RefSeq and is a predicted model, not a curated record. Gene Ontology annotation, biological process: regulation of actin filament-based process. NCBI's taxonomy places the organism in Eukaryota, Choanoflagellata, Craspedida, Salpingoecidae. The transcript has 12 exons.